Messenger RNA from Macroventuria anomochaeta, 490 nucleotides. RefSeq lists its product as uncharacterized. Bases 83 to 409 code for a protein of 108 amino acids. The transcript has a single exon. Lineage: Eukaryota; Fungi; Ascomycota; Dothideomycetes; Pleosporales; Didymellaceae. The record is from RefSeq and is a predicted model, not a curated record.
AUGUAUGCUGCCACGACUUUCGUUGAUCUCGGAGGAGUUCAGGUGUGGCAGUUGCUAACGAGCAUCUUUUAGAGGUGACGUAAUGCGAUCUGCGCAUGGGCCAAGGCUCCACUCUCGUUUGACUCCCUACUCAAAAUCCUUCCCCAUCACCACCUCCCGACAUCUUUACAGGACACUCUCCAUAAAUGCCACGGACAAUCUGCUGCUCUCGGUUUCCCUGUGUAUUGCUCUUGGCCACGUAUUCUCUGCCCGAUGUUUGUCUACAGUUUCGUUCAUUAGAUGCUUCGAGAUGCGGAUCGAGGUGCGGCUCGUCGAAAGGAUGAGAUGGACUAUUCGCCUGUUCAAGUUGUUCCUGAUGGAUUUGCAGAAAGUCAUCUCCUUCGUUGGACGACAACGGGGACCCCUCUAGUAGCAAAAUCCAAUCUUAUAACACCAGGACAUGCACACCGGUGUAACGUGUGUGAUCCGAAUGAUUGGCCGGAAGCAGGCG